AUGAGUAUUCCUCCAACACCAACCAGCAUACGCAGUAGCUCAACACGAUCCUCACUCUAUGACCGAUAUGCAUCGCCACAUGUCACUGGGAUACCACGACAUCAUUACUACUCUCCGCCACCACCUCCUGAAUUAGAUCAGCAUGAACUUGCACGCGUACGAAGCUGUUUAGCACAAAAAGAGGCGGAAAAUGCAACAAUGAAGCAAGCCUUAUCCGAAUGGCAGGCCAAGGUCCAAUCAUAUCGUGAAACUCAAGAACAACUCCAAGGCCAAAUUCGUUGUCUCAAUGCUGAAAUGGAAGCCAUGAAGAAAGCGCAUGUACAAAGGGUGGAUCACGAUGCCGAACUCAUUCUCGAGCUAUCCAAAGAAAUUGAGCAACUCAAAGCAGCAACGACGACUCCGGAAGGACCUGAAAGCAUAGCAACUGUGGAUCCAUGCGUCACAGCUGAGGAAACAUACAAAAAGGCAGCAUCACAAGUAUUGUAUGGUCGUAAAAAGGCUGACGCACUCAUUCUCGGUAUCAAUGAUAUGGUGCGAGCUAUAGAGGAGGAAUUAGCGUGCCUUGAAGCUGUACAAGAUGAUGAUGAUAGUAGUAGUAGCGACGCAAUGUCAUCAAUUCCUUCACCUGAUACGUGGGAACAACAACAACAUGCGAUGGAUUACAUUCCUGAUACAUCACAAAAGGCGGCAACAGCACAAAAGAUCACACCAUUGGAUGACAGCAAAGUAAUACCAUCAUCAGCCCCUUUAGAACCAUCUUCGACAACAACUAUGGUUACCAAGGAGAAUGGAUCACCUUCUUUAUCCCAUCAUCAUCCACAGCAUCAACAGCAGCAACAACAACAACGUAGUUUCAGACCUCGUUCGCAGACCAUGGAUACAUUGGUGAAAAAGGCAAGCAUGUUUUUGCUGCGACCAAACAAGAGAUCCCCAUCCACAAGUGAGCAGCCACAGCAACACGAAUCUCCAUGCCAACCCCGACCUACGCCUUCAUGCACUUCUCCUCAUCCUGGAUCAUCAAGUCAAACGUCUUCAAAAGGACCUGUCGUUUCACCACUCCAGCAGCAUCAUCGUAAUCAACCCUUGUUGUCAUCACGUAGCUCAAGUAUUCAAAACUUGAAUAUCAGCACCAACACAACAACAACAUCCACACCACUGGUCAACCAUAAAGAUAAGCGACGUCAAUCCAUGAUAUUUUUACCAUCACAACAGCAUCAAGUUAGCAACGACAUGGAUCAUACAACCUUGGACCAGUCGUCGUCAUCGUCUUCCAGGAGCAGGCUCAUGUACCAUUAUCAGCAACAACAACAUGCUGUUCAAGAAUAUUACCAACGGCGGCGUCGAAGUGCUAUUGUUGGUGGUGCAACACCUCCAUUUGGUGGUGGUGGCGGUGGUGGUGGUGAACCCAAGCCAACUAUAUCAGAGCAAUGGAAAAUUAGUAGUAGUAGACGGUAG
Molecule: messenger RNA, 1455 nt
Organism: Lichtheimia ornata
Lineage: Eukaryota; Fungi; Mucoromycota; Mucoromycetes; Mucorales; Lichtheimiaceae
Exons: 5
Coding region: 1-1455 (484 amino acids)
Source: RefSeq, a predicted model, not a curated record